This is a messenger RNA of Ilex paraguariensis (yerba mate), 2065 nucleotides long. The record is from the annotation of a GenBank genome assembly. NCBI's taxonomy places the organism in Eukaryota, Viridiplantae, Streptophyta, Magnoliopsida, Aquifoliales, Aquifoliaceae.
ACAGUGAACGAUUUUUCUUGCCAAUCUCCUUCCAAAACCCCCUCCGUCUUUCUCUCUCGUUGGUUCGAACCAGCAUCACCUCUAUGAAUCUCUCAUCUCUCCGUCUCGACUCAAACUCUAUCUUCACAGUCCCAGAAAGGAGCUUCAUCAGUGGCCGUGGAGCGUACAGAAACAGUGGGCCACAUAGGAGGGUCGUUAUGUGCUCUGUGAAACCCGUUGCUGCUUCUUCUUCGUCAUCGUCCUCCGCAGUGGCGGAACAGGGAGUGAACGAGGCUCGCCUGAGUCGAAUCGGGUCACUGAGUCAGGUCUCUGGCGUGUUGGGUAGUCAGUGGGGUGAUGAAGGUAAAGGCAAGCUCGUCGAUAUCUUGGCCAAGCACUUCGACAUAGUUGCUCGCUGUCAGGGUGGAGCUAAUGCUGGACACACUAUUUACAAUGCAGAGGGCAAGAAAUUUGCACUUCAUCUUGUUCCUUCGGGGAUUCUUAAUGAGGAAACUCUGUGUGUUAUUGGUAAUGGAGUUGUAGUCCACCUACCUGAGUUGUUUAAAGAAAUUGAAGGUCUUGAGUCUAAUGGAAUUUCCUGCAGUGGAAGAAUCUUGGUGUCUGAUCGUGCUCACUUGUUAUUUGAUUUUCAUCAAGUGGUAGAUGGUCUCAGGGAAGCUGAGCUAGCUAGUUCCUUUAUUGGCACUACGAAAAGAGGCAUUGGACCUUGUUACUCAAGCAAGGUUAUCCGGAAUGGCAUAAGAGUAAGUGACUUGAGGCAUAUGGAUACAUUCCCUCAGAAGCUUGAUGUUUUAUUUUCAGAAGCAGCUUCAAGAUUCAAGGGUUUUAACUAUACUCCUGAAAUGCUCAGGGAAGAAGUUGAAAGGUACAAGAGAUUUGCUGAGAGAUUGGAACCCUUUAUUGUUGAUACUGUGCAUUAUAUGAAUGAAGCUAUCUCUGAAAAGAAGACGAUUUUGGUGGAAGGUGGUCAGGCUACCAUGUUGGAUAUCGACUUUGGUACCUACCCUUUUGUGACUUCUUCUAGUCCAUCAGCUGGUGGAAUCUGCACUGGUCUAGGCAUUGCUCCUAGAGUUGUUGGUGACCUGAUUGGAGUGGUUAAAGCAUACAAUACAAGAGUUGGGUCGGGCCCUUUCCCCACUGAAAUCUUGGGUAAAAGUGGGGAUCUUCUCAGAUUUGCCGGGCAGGAGUUCGGGACAAAUACCGGUCGUCCACGUCGUUGUGGUUGGCUUGACAUAGUUGCACUGAAAUAUUGCUGUCAGAUUAAUGGUUUUUCUUCUCUUAAUCUUACCAAACUUGAUGUUUUGUCGGAUCUUCCUGAAAUUCAGUUAGGAGUUUCUUACAAACAAAUUGAUGGUACACCGAUCAAAUCAUUCCCUUCAGAUCUUUGUGUUCUCGAGCAAUUGAAGGUGGAAUACGAAGUUAUGGGUGGCUGGCACUGUGACAUUUCUUCUAUAAGAAACUACUCCAAUCUGCCAAAGGCAGCCCGUCAAUAUGUGGAAAGGAUAGAAGAACUUGUUGGUAUUCCCAUCCAUUACAUCGGUAUCGGGCCUGGACGUGAUGCCCUUAUAUACAAAUGAGUCCAUGAUUUCCCCCUGCUCCGAGUGUGUCUCCUGCUAUUAAGCGAUGAAAUGACCCUUGUGGUAAUGGAAGAAUUAUGCCCAGUGCUUGAGAUUAAUGUUUUGGAUAAACAGAGUCACUGACUUGAUGACAAGCAUUUCUUGUGGUAUGUUUUGGCCUUAGCUUUUCGCAUGACAUGGAUUGUAUUUGACCUUUCUGUAGGAGAAUCUGGCUAUCGUUGCUUAAAGUCUGGAAUGCAUGCUGAGAAGCGACAAGCUUUUGGCUGUAGCAGCAACUCGGGUUCUCUAAUAUGAUGCUACCAACUUUGUAUUUUGUAACAAUGACGCAUAUUUUUUACCCUUUUGUCAUCAAACUCAUCCAAACAAGUGUAUUAGUGGCAACAUUGAUCCAUGUGAUGAUAUAUGUUAUUUUGUUAUUAAAUGUCAGUCCUCUACUUAAAAAAAUUUAAAUGUUAGCCCAUUAAUUUUUUUGAAUACGCUUGGUGAAA